AUGUGUCCUGUUUUGCUGGAUCAUCUCGUAGAGCUUGCUGCGAUAAUCGUCCACGCUGAGCUGGAUAUGAUCGGGCAGAGGAAGGAGCACAUCGUAAUUCAGUGCUGGUUCGUCGAUUGGCGAGUGGAAUUGCAACACAUACGGGUGUAUCAGGCAUUGGUCUACGUUGAGACGUUUAUGGGGCGCGAAAAUCAACAACCUAUAAUACGUUUUCUUUCAUAUUUUCGUCAUAUAAACGUGAAAUCCUGA
Messenger RNA from Gongylonema pulchrum, 249 nucleotides. NCBI's taxonomy places the organism in Eukaryota, Metazoa, Nematoda, Chromadorea, Rhabditida, Gongylonematidae. The record is from the annotation of a GenBank genome assembly.